UUCCUCCCCUUGAGAGUUAGUAGAGGAAGCAAGAGAGGAUUUACCUGCUCGGGUUGAGUUGACUUCAUUUGACUUGGGUUGUUUUUAUUUUUACCCCCCUCCUCCUUUUAAAUUAUUGUUAUUAUUAUUAUUCUUCUUAUUAUUAAAAUAACCAUCCUGCCUCAGAAGAAAGGAAACUUUUUUGGCAAGUCUGGUUAAAAAACAAAACAAACAAACAAAACACAAACAGAAAGACAACUUUUCAUCAAUGGCCUCUUUUGGAUAUUUCCUGUUUCUUUGUGGGUUGAGUCAGGCUCUGUCAAGUUACCCAAUCUGGUGGUCCUUAGCAAUUGGUCACCAGUAUUCCUCCCUGGGGACUCAGCCCAUCCUCUGUGGGAGCAUCCCAGGACUGGUACCUAAGCAGCUCCGCUUCUGUCGGAACUACGUGGAGAUCAUGCCCAGUGUAGCAGAAGGAGUAAAGAUUGGGAUCCAGGAAUGCCAACACCAAUUUCGAGGCAGGAGGUGGAACUGCACAACAGUCAAUGACAGUUUAGCCAUCUUUGGGCCUGUGCUGGAUAAAGCUACCAGGGAAUCAGCCUUUGUCCACGCCAUUGCCUCUGCCGGAGUGGCUUUCGCCGUGACCAGAUCCUGCGCCGAGGGCUCGGCCACCAUCUGCGGCUGUGACACCCGCCACAAAGGCUCCCCCGGGGAAGGCUGGAAGUGGGGGGGAUGCAGCGAGGACGUGGAGUUUGGGAGCAUGGUGUCUCGGGAGUUUGCAGAUGCCCGAGAGAACAGACCAGACGCUCGGUCAGCCAUGAACAGGCACAACAACGAAGCUGGAAGGACCUCUAUCAUUGAGCUCAUGCACCUGAAGUGCAAAUGCCACGGCCUCUCAGGCAGCUGCGAAGUGAAGACCUGCUGGUGGUCUCAGCCAGACUUCAGGGUCAUCGGCGACUACCUCAAGGACAAGUACGACAGUGCUUCUGAAAUGGUGGUGGAGAAGCACCGGGAAUCCCGUGGCUGGGUCGAGACCCUCAGGCCUAAAUACAACUUCUUCAAGGCUCCAACUGAGAAAGACCUGGUUUACUACGAGAACUCACCGAACUUUUGCGAGCCCAACCCCGAGACGGGUUCCUUUGGGACCCGCGACAGGAUCUGUAACGUCACUUCCCACGGGAUCGACGGCUGCGACCUUUUGUGCUGCGGCCGCGGCCACAACACGAGGACUGAGAAAAGGAAAGAGAAGUGCCACUGUAUCUUCCACUGGUGCUGCUACGUCCGCUGCCAGGAGUGCAUACGAGUCUACGACGUCCACACGUGCAAGUAAAAGCAGACAAACCCCCCCUCUCCUCCCUCCCUCCCUCGGGCUGCUCUGAUUUCCAGCCUAUUUCCUCCGAGGAUGCAGAUGUGAGAGAAGUCUACGUGUUUGAUGUUAAAAUAAGGAUUUUAAAACUUUACAAAAAAGGAAAAAAAACAAAAAAAAAGAGGCUAAAACUGGUUGGCUAGAAUAGGUCUGAUGACUUCUGGGCUAUGCCGAGGUACAUCUGGCAGUCACACAAGUUACGCCCCGGCGGUGUCUCACCAGCGCCUUUUCGACACAGAGCUGGAAAGAAGAGCGUUGGCAAAAGCAUGGAUUUGCUCUGCUCUCACCCACCUCAAAUGACUCGUGUGAUUAAGUGUCCUCUGAAAGACUUAUGUCUUCCUAUCUCCUUUUCCCUCAGCCAGGCAGAGGCUGUGCUGGACAGCAGCACCAAGCUUUCUCAGAUCUAUCCACAAACCCGAGCGGUCGGACUCUGUGCACAAGACGAGCAACGACAACAGCAGCUGAAGAGAUAAAAGCAGAGAAAAAUGAGGAUUUUAUUAAAGGAAAAUAAUGCAAAUACUCCUUUGCUUUUGCCCUGGAACCAGAGAAGUCUACAAAUAUACACUAGAGCUGUAGGGUGGGCCAGGCUCUUCACGUGAGCUUUUUAGCGUAAUAGCUUCUGCCAGAUUUGACAUAGGAUCUGGUGACACCUCGUAGAGAGGGAGGGAGGAAGGGAGAAGGAGAGCGAGAGGAAGAGAGAGAACUGAUGAUGGUUUCCUGCAAGAUGCCCUGCAAAAUGCACACAGGUGAUGUGCACAGCAUGGAAAAGUUCAGUGCCUGGUAUGUGAAGAGGACUCGGUGUGUGCGUUGAGAAGGAGCCAGUCCCAGGAACGGAGACGUUGCUCCAGCUGUGGCUCAGCCAACGAGUCGUCCUUGGAAACGUGGGGUGCAGAGCGAGUCUCCUGGGGUUGAAACACUUGCUGCUGGGUGCAGGACUGCCGUCUCCUCAGCAUCACAGCUCCUUCCUGUGGAGGAGGAGAGGGAAAGUGUUUGUCCCUGACACCUCAUUAGAGAAUGCCAUCAGCAACAGUGGAAAGAGCACUUAGUCCAUCUGCUCUCUACACCUCAUGCAGGCUUCCCCCUGGGCACUUAAGCCUUAGACCACAAGUCUGUCUGGAACAUGACUCUGAAGGACUGCUUGUCACCAAUUAACUUAUAUCUACUGAACCAACCCACCACCGCCACCAUCUCUCACACGCUGGAACAGUUUCAGACUCGAGCCAGAUCUUGUUCCACAUCCAAUUUCUACAGCUAUUCCCUUCUCUAAAAGUGGCACAGAUUGAAAUGCACAAAACCCAGGCUCUGAACCAGCCCAGAGUCUGGGCAAGGUUGGACACGGAGCCAAAUCCCAACUGCAGCACUGGCCCAUCUCUGCUGUUCUCUUCUCACUCCUCGCUUUUGCAGGCUGCUCUACUUCUGAUUUCAGAUCAGGAUUGCCAGUUAAUGAAACAGCUCUCACCUCCACUGUGGGCAUCAGGGCUUCCUUCAGCCGUGAGGAUAUCAGGCAUGAACCUCAGCCUGUCACCUUGGUAUUUACUGCUCUGUAGCUCUUAUUCCUGAUCGAUACUGGCAUAAAGGAGUGGUAAAUCAAGCACAGAGUUGUAGCCUCUUUAUCCUCACAUGCACUUGUCUUGUGUCCUCUUUGCUUUGCCCACGCCUUUGGGUUCCUUCCUAUCUUGGGAAGCAAUAGAUUGUCAUUGUUUCUUCCCUUCGAGUACAAGAAGGGAAACAAGGUGUGAUCUAAGUCACAGUGACCCAUAGGAGCCUUUUCAUGGAUGUCCACACCUGGACAUAUCUGGAGAGAAAUCAGAGUGCUCUUCUCUCCCUGCGUGUCAGCUUAUUCCCAGGAACCAAAGGAGAGAGCAUGCAGAAGAGGCAGGGAACAAGCAGAGCUUAAUCCCAUCAGAGAGAAAGCAGAAGGAAACGAUGCCUCCGAGGGCUGACUCUGAGUCACGGCGUCUCCUGGGAUUACUCCUAGGCUGGUGUAGUUUAUGCAUCAUCCAUUUGUCUCAGGGCUGUACCCAAGGGCACAAGCAAGCUUUGCUUAUUGAUGGAGGCACUUCUAUCAAUGCUCUGCAAAAAAUAAAAGGAGGGGAAAAAAGCUACAAGGAAAUGAAAGCAGAGACACGGGAAGGAGGGAAGGAGAGAGGAGGAGAUGAAAUGAGACAAAGAAAGAAAGGGAAGAAAACCAAUCAAUUGUAUCUGUACAUGCAAACAUUGCACCUGGUGCAUGGCCACACACCAGCUGUUAGAAAGCCACAGAUCACUAAAAACUGAGAGAAAGAUGGACCACUUCAUGGAUGCAUGGCUGAUUUUUGUAGGGCAGCCCAGGAGGAAUAGAAGAACCAGUCAUUAUGGCAAAUGGAGGAGGAAGCCACUGCAGGGGGAAAUUGCCACAACUACCAAUAUUCAAACUCACGCUGUCAAGAAAGCUAACGAUGAAGAAAACCAUGUAUGAGGUGAAAGACAUCGAUCAACUGGAAAAGAUGGGACAAGGGAAGGUACAUCUGGUAUGCUUACUGUGAUAUCAGUCACAGUGAGAGACAUUAGGCACGUCUCAUGAGGCAGUUCUGUCAGUGGAUGGUGCCCUGGAAGGUCAUGGUCCCUGUCAACCCAGUGACUUCAGCAGGGUCACACCCACAACUAAUCCUACCCUCAUAUUGUUAAGCAAGGUGGUUUCAAACUCCUUCUUUCAUACCACCCCAGUGAAGAAAUGGGUUGAAAGAUUUGGCUCCUUUGCAUGAGAGCUGACCCCAGCCCAUCCUCAGCACACAAACGUCUACUGUUUCUGCUUUUGCACCAGAACCAAGCCCAACAUCGCCAGCAAGUGAAGCUCUUUGGGAGGCAUAGGGGGGAAAAAAUAGCCCACAGACUGGUCAUUUGCUGAGCAGUUGCCUCUUAAGGUGAACAAACAGAUUUGGACUGCAGCAGUGGAAUUUGUUUCAUCUGGCCGUGUCAUCUAGUCUGAGCUAUUUAUCUAGUGUUCUGCUAGGAUCAAUGGCAAGAACCAAACAAGUCCAGGAGGUGAUUCAUUGUAGCCUAGGAUGGUAUCUAAACUAUGUUUGGUAAAUAACCCUCUGGGUGUACCUCUGUCUUUCCUCUGACUUUAGCUGAUGAGUUCACAGUAGACGAUGAGCUCUUAGAUGUGUACGGUCUGAUGAUGUCAAGUCCACCAUGAGUCAAGGAGGUGAAGCUACAAGCCAAUCAUCAGCUGCUACGGGCUGGAAGUUGUACUCUUUCCUUCAAAGAUGGGGUCAGGCUUGAAAGAGCUCAGUGGUGUGGGACUUCCACCCCAUUCAAGGGAUUUUUAAUGUAGCUUUAUGCACACCUGUUGGCUUUUGUAAUGUAAUUAUUCAUCCAUUGUGAUGAUACCAUUGAAGGGGUUGAGCAGCUGUUACUAAAGUCAAUGAAAAAUGUCUGUGUGAAUUCUGUUCCUGACACAAAGUGCUUCUGAGAGUCCUGGUCUUGGGUCUGACUCUGCCCACCCAUGAGGAGGGAAGAGAAAGACCCUGCUAGGAAUCUGGAAGCAUCCAGACCCCAUGGCUUUGGAGAGGGGACUUGGGCCAUCACUCCCUAAUACACAUGAACUGGGAUACAGCCAUUGUUUCAAUGACAUGGCACUCCCACAAGUAUUGAAUCUGGACAGACAUGUAGCAUGUCCAAAAUGACACAAGAUGCCUUUGUGUAGACAGUCGAUUUGUGCACUUGCUUGGAAGUGGUUUCCUGUCAUUACUGCUCUUCAGUUGGGCUGAGUAAUGCACCAGUCAAAAGGCAAAGAGAUCAUUUAAUUCCCCAGAAAUGGGAGCUGUCCAACCCAGCCUCCACGAGCCAUGGUGUCCUUCCUUUCAGCCUUCACUAUGGAUGAGGUUUGUCCUCAGGCAGGUGGUUUGUAGCAAGCCCAUGUCUGGCAGUACCAGGGAAAAGGGAGAAAUGAUCACCCAACCAAGUGACACAUGUGAAAAGUGAAAAUAAAAGAGCAACAUCAUUCCAUCCUCUCACAUGCUGCUAUCCAACUUUUCCUUUAGCUGAACACGUGGGUUUGACAGGCCCCAUCAGUUCCAGAGUUAAAGACAGAGUUACCUGCAAGGGGUGAAUUUGGCCUCAUCUUUCUUUCUAUGAAAGAAACAGACAGUUUAGGAGGGUGGUUUUUUUUCUUGCUUUGGUUUAGUUGUAGAAUUUGUGGGCUUCUCUUUCUCAGAGAAAAGGAAAACAUGGGUAAGGAAAUGCAUGACAUGUUCUAUUGCUUGACCCCUGAUGUGUCUCUUCUGGCUAAGUGUCAUGCUCAGCACUGACAGUCUUUUCCCAAAGCAUUUAGCAGUCUGCAGAACUGACUCCACUCCUUAUGAGGGGCUCCAUGUGCAGAACUAAAACAGUCAGGGUUUAAUCUCAGGAGGGGACUGCAGAGAGAACCAUCCCACAAAACAUAAGAUGGUUCAGCAGCUUCUGAGUCAGCACUGACCACACCAGCCCUGCAGACAGAAGUGCUACAGUCUCAGCUGAGCAUCGCAGCAUUUCUGCAGGAGCAAACCUCAGAGAGCAAUUUCUUCUGCCCCUCAAUCCAAAACAUUUUGGGUGCUUUCAGUGCAUUCAGAUGUAUUGCCACAGAGAUGUCCAUGGAUUAUGAGACAUUCAUCACAGGUGUUCAUAUGCUUGUCACCCAUCCCUAAAUUCAAACACUCUGAGCUUUGGGUCACUCUUUAAGCUUCAAAGAGAGGUUUCAGUCCUGAAAAUCUUGGCAACACUCUGCCAUCAGGAGCACAACCAGUGAGUGGGAUGUUUGCACAGAUCUGUCUGUUAGUUGUGUGCCCAAGGAGCUGUUUGGAUAAGAAGCUGCAGAGAGAGCUUUAGACAAUGGGAGAGAAGGUGGGCUGGGCAGAAGGAGAUCCCAUCUCUUCUUCAGAGCUCCUCCAUCAGCUGCUGCAGGGUGCAGAUACUUCCACUGGAUGGGAAAGGGAGGCUCCUGUCACUUCCAUUCUGAGAAAGGGGUGUUGAGUCCUCAUUCCUGACACCUCCAGUGUCUUCAUGAACUUGGGCAAGUCACUCUGCUCUCACUUUGCUUCAGUGUCUCAAGGUGUCUUUGGUGCAUCUCCACCUUGGAGGGGGCAGGUUUUUCUCAAGCACAGAUGAGUGGCCAGUAGUUCACUCCCAAGCAGAGAUACUUAGUGUGGGAUUGGAAAUACAAAGUGAGAUGAUUAAAUGCAGGUAUCUACAUGGGAGCCAGGUGCUUGAACUUCCAUGGUAGCCCAAUGAUGGGCUCCAUUUGCCUAAGCAUGGCACCUAGGGCUAAAAUGAAUUGCUGGAGAGAGGCAUCUAGAGCCAUUUGGGAUGCUUCAAGGUACCCCACUGAAGUGUAUCACAGAGAGAAGGUGGACCUAUCCUGGAAAAAUGAUUGUUUGAACCCACUUUACUGACUGGUAUAUAAUGGAUUUGACCCCAAGGAAGCAUCUGUGCUCUUCCAGUUUGGGAGCACAUACAGAAUAUGGACAAGUCCCACCAAGCCAUCCACACACAAAAUCCCGCUGUUACAUCAAUAUCAUCCAGAUAAAGCUCCUGAUGCACAACAGUCAGAAGAGUCUUUUCCACGUGACCAGGUCCCCUUCUCUGUAGAACUUGCUUUUCUUACACAUCUUCUGUGGCCCAAGUGAGGUCUUGGACAGCCCUAUGUGGAAGUGGAGAGCGUGGGGAAGAUGUGACGAGAUGCUUUCCUCAUUUUCCUUCCUUUUCCAAGUUUCUUCUUAUUAUUUAUUGAUAUUUAUUUAUUUCUCACCAUUCAUUCCAUGCCACUAAGAAUCCUGAAGGCAUGUCUGCUACAGACAUGGGCUAGCAAGCAGCUGAGCAUCACCCACCUUUUUGAGGGAAGGCAUCUUGUCAGAACUCUUCCCCAGCAUCCACUUGACACCUACCACUUUAAAAGCACAAAAGGCCUGAGUCUUUUCAAGGCAGGCUCCCAAAACCUCCAAAAUCCUCCUGAGUUUGAUGAAAUCCUCCCUACUGAAACACUGAUUCCCACUGGUGUGCAUUCCUCCAGACCUGGUUGCCCCACUGCCCACCUGCCCCUGAACGAGCACGGCUCAGCUUUACACCUCUUUAUCUCAGCGGAGAUCCAUUCUUCUAUCUCUUAUGGCAUCACUUUCUGACAUUCCCAGGACAAAACUUGCCCAAACAAGACUUGUCGCAGCUUUGGACUGUUUGACAAGCCCACCAGCAGCGUGGAAGACAUAAAACACAGACCUGUAGCACCCCAGGGGAUAUGCCCAUGGUACAAAACAUGCUUGUCCAGCACUCAAGGACAAGUAUCUUCUUGUGGGUGGGGGGUUUUUUUCCCCACUAUUGCUUUCCCUUCCCACAGACUGUCUGCCUUAUUACAUCACCUUCUUCAAAGCUACAUCACUGUCUGUAACCUUUCUUCCCUCACCCCACCUGAGCACCCCUUUGUACAGAUUGCAUGUAUGAUACAACCUGAAAUUCCAAAGCUAUUGUACAAAGUAGGAUUUGUCACCUUCCUUUCCCCUCCCCUCAGUAUUUUGUUAAGUCUGAUGAUUUUUUUAUGAUUAUUUAUUUUAUGAAUAAAUGUAUAUAUUAGUAAGAGUAUAUAUUUGCAGAAAUAACUCAUUGGGACAGUGUUGUUGCUCUGCUGCUGUGCUUGUGACCUCAUUGGCUUUUUACUCUGUUUUCUACUGACAGCACACUAGCGAUGUCUUGUAACUGUGGUGUGUUUUUUUUGUUGUUACCAGUUAAGUUUGAUAGAUGUGUUAACUUUAUAAUGAAGAUUAAAAAAGAAAAAG
Colius striatus (speckled mousebird) is the source of this 8127-nucleotide messenger RNA. It is a transcript of the gene WNT3A, whose product is annotated as Wnt family member 3A. The transcript is spliced from 4 exons. Bases 248 to 1306 code for a protein of 352 amino acids. Gene Ontology annotation, molecular function: frizzled binding; cytokine activity. Gene Ontology annotation, cellular component: extracellular region. Gene Ontology annotation, biological process: neuron differentiation; cell fate commitment; multicellular organism development. The record is from RefSeq and is a predicted model, not a curated record. Lineage: Eukaryota; Metazoa; Chordata; Aves; Coliiformes; Coliidae.